Messenger RNA from Plasmodium cynomolgi strain B, 549 nucleotides. Its product is annotated as calcium-dependent protein kinase. The transcript is spliced from 4 exons. Gene Ontology annotation, molecular function: protein kinase activity; ATP binding. Lineage: Eukaryota; Apicomplexa; Aconoidasida; Haemosporida; Plasmodiidae. Bases 1 to 549 code for a protein of 182 amino acids. Gene Ontology annotation, biological process: protein phosphorylation. The record is from RefSeq and is a predicted model, not a curated record.
AUGGGAAAUGCAAUAAAUAAACUGAUUGAGCAUUACAGCAAUGUAGAGAAGAAGAAGAAAAGCGAGUACAAAUUUGGGAAGGUGCUGGGCUGCGGGUCCUUCGGAGUCGUGCGAGAAUGCAUCAACAAACAAACGAAGGAAGUGUACGCCGUAAAAAUCAUAAAAAAGAAGAAAAAACACAAAAAAAAUUUCAACUUUGAGAAAAUGGUGAAAAAUGAAAUAAAGUACCUCUCCGUAAUGAGCCACGAAAAUAUAAUCAAGUUCAAAGACUUCUUCGAGGACAAACACAAGUUCUACAUCAUUUUGGAGAAGUGUGAGGGGGGCGAGUUGUUUUACACAGUGGUAAAAAAUAAGUGCCUACUGGAGAGUGAGUCCAUUCAGAUUAUCUGCUGCGCACUGGAAUAUUUGCACUCCAGGAACAUAAUUCACCGGGACAUUAAGGCAGAGAAUUUCCUCUUUAAAAAUAAAAACACGAAAAUCAUCAAGUUGAUAGACUUCGGAAUGGCCAAGAAGGUGAGCGGCAAACACCAGCUGGACGAGUGGACGUGA